This is a messenger RNA of Symbiodinium natans, 375 nucleotides long. NCBI's taxonomy places the organism in Eukaryota, Dinophyceae, Suessiales, Symbiodiniaceae. The record is from the annotation of a GenBank genome assembly.
AUGCUUUUGUGGCGAUGCGCCUUUGUGCCGGAGGAGGGCAAUGAGAACGAUCUUCCUGAUGAAGCAGAGGAGGCAGAGCCCGAGAUGUGCGUCAUUUGCCAUGAUUGUAUGCUUGCGGACGAUGUGUUGCUCAGGUUGGUCUGUGGUCAUGUGUACCAUCAUGAUUGCUGUCUCCGCUGGGCCAAUGCAGCCGGCAUGGCCCAGGCUGAUGCUGACAUGCCAUGCCCUAUGCGGUGCCAUCUGGCGAGAGUGGCGAAUGCAGCCAACCCGAAUGCAGGCAACGCCAAUCCUGCUAACCCAAAUGAUGCAGACAAUGGCCUGAAUACCCCCUCAGGGUUCAGGAGUAAAAAAGGGACUCCCUCAGAGUUCCUUUAG